Penicillium riverlandense is the source of this 984-nucleotide messenger RNA. RefSeq lists its product as uncharacterized. Lineage: Eukaryota; Fungi; Ascomycota; Eurotiomycetes; Eurotiales; Aspergillaceae. The transcript has 3 exons. Gene Ontology annotation, biological process: secondary metabolic process. The record is from RefSeq and is a predicted model, not a curated record. The coding region runs from base 1 to 984 and encodes 327 amino acids.
AUGCCAAACCUGAAAAUCAUUCGAUCUGCUGUGGCUGAGCUUCCUAAGGGUCAACCUUUGGUCGUUUGUCUAGUUGGAGGAACAACCGGAAUUGGCUCGUAUGUAGCCAAGAGCUUCGCCAAAGCCUUUGCUAGUAAUGGCUCUAAACUUCGCGUUUACAUAAUCGGUCGCAACGCUUCGCGUGCUGCAGAUGUUGUCAACCAGGGCAAAAGUGCUAGUCCAGGCUCCGACUGGCGAUUUGUGCAGGCGACGGACCUCGCGCUUAUCAGUGAAGUCGAUAAAUCAUGCGCAGAGAUCAUUCGACAAGAGACUGAGGCCCCCUUACACAACACACCGAGCAUAGAUUUGCUAUACAUGAGUCAUUGUUAUCCGAUUUUUGGGAAACCAACAAAAACGAGUGAAGGCCUCGAUGCCUUUAUUUCGACCGUGUACUACUCACGAAUCAGAUUCAUUCUUCAGCUCUUGCCACUACUGACGUCUUCUCCACUGCCGGGACAUGUCAUUUCAAUCUAUGCCGGAGGAUUUGAGGACGGUACCUCACCAGGCGAGUCACCGAUCGGCUGCCCUCCACCAUCAACGUACGGUUUGACUGCGGUGCGAAAACACACGAGCUUUAUGAAAACUUUCAUGUUUGAGGAGCUUGCGGAAAAGAAUGCUGGGAAGCUCAGCCUGAUUCAUAUUUAUCCGGGCCUCGUCGAUGGGCCCGCAUUUUACGGGCCUGAAAUUCCAUCGUGGUUCAGGUUUCUUUGGCGGAUUUUGAAGCCCCUGGCAUCCCUCUACAUGACUUCUGCGGAUGACUGCGGCGACGUGAUGACGUAUCUUGCAACGUCACGGUACCCUGCAAAGGGAACAGCAGGCAAUAAAUCCGCUGGAGGGGUUGAGGUUGCCAAGAGCACGCAAGGAGAGCCUGGUGGUGGUUGCUAUGCCGUCGGGCAAAGAGGAGAUGUAGGAGCGAAAGGGAAAAGCUAUGCGAAGACGAACUAA